AUGUUCUUCAUCUACAGUUUCCGUUGGCUCAAGAAUGUUUGCUUUGACGAGGAAUGGAAGGUUUUUCUUGAAGAAUACGAGGAAAAAGAAGUCAUUACAUUGGAUCCAGACCGUUUUGAGACAAAUGCGAUAAAGAAAGCGGUCGCCAAGUUGAUGAUCAACUCUUUGUGGGGGAAGUUAUCCCAAAGGGUCGACAAGCAAAACACCGUGAUUGUCCUCGAUCCAGCAAAGUUCUGGAAAGUGAAUCACGAUACUAGUCUGGUUAUCGUCGACGUGAGGCCGGUCAAUGAUAAGCUCUUCGUGAAGUACCGCCAGAAGGAAGAGACACUUUCGAGCCAAAAGACUAGCGCCGUCCAUUUGGCUGCAUAUACCACCGCAUUUGCCCGCCUGAGCCCCUCAUGGAGAUGGUCGGAUCUGGAAAUACCUGUUAUACAGGAAAACGAAUUUUUCGAUGUUUCUUUUGUUUUUUGGUAUUCUGACACGUUCGAAAGUGUACCAGAUUCAAUGAAAAACCGCAAAGGUACAUUUUGCGGGAAGGAAUCCCAAACUUGGAUGAACUGA
This is a messenger RNA of Caenorhabditis briggsae, 561 nucleotides long. Gene Ontology annotation, molecular function: nucleotide binding; DNA binding; DNA-directed DNA polymerase activity. The transcript is spliced from 3 exons. Gene Ontology annotation, biological process: DNA replication. Lineage: Eukaryota; Metazoa; Nematoda; Chromadorea; Rhabditida; Rhabditidae. The coding region runs from base 1 to 561 and encodes 186 amino acids. The record is from RefSeq and is a predicted model, not a curated record.